Molecule: messenger RNA, 1729 nt
Organism: Caenorhabditis sp. 36 PRJEB53466
Lineage: Eukaryota; Metazoa; Nematoda; Chromadorea; Rhabditida; Rhabditidae
Source: the annotation of a GenBank genome assembly
AUGGCAAUUUCGGAAUGGAUUCAGGCCUUACAAGGUGACCGAGGGGGAUCCUUCCGCCGAAUUACCGAACCAUUUCAGAUGUUGCCUGGCCCGGAUUCCUUCAGCCGCACGUCGAAGUUCUUCUGCUCUGGAUCACGUGGGCGGUCGAUUACAUCGAUUUGGACUAUCUUGAGGUAGGUAAGCCUUAUCUUAUCAUUAGAUUCGUUCGCGUCCACUCCCACGUUGCUUCCCGAAUACAUAACAGUCUCUUGUUGGCUUCAUCAGCUGCGAGUCUCCCUUUCCGUCUGCGCUUCCCUCUUUUACACGCUCUCGUCUCUUCCCACUCUUUCUCUCUGAUUCGACCCGAAAUGGCUCCAUUUCCCAUUUCCAAUGCUCUGCUUACACUAACAUCGAAAACAGUGUCGCUCCGAUGUUUCAAUGGAUUCACGGUAUUAUUCUGAAUGGAGCUAACGCUAUUUACGAGUUCGUGCCAGAGGUGUCACUUUCAGUUGAAGUCAUAGUUAUCGAUAACAUCCGUUUGUUUUCAGUACCUUCUAUGGCUGCUCCUGCCGUUCAUAAUCCUCUUCAUAUUCCCCAUUUUCCUCGUUCUCUUCAUCUACGGAUGUGUCAUUUUUGUUCACAUUUACGGACAACGUCAUCAGAUUCGUGAAGCAUAUCACACAAGGUGACAAAUCGAAUUCAACAAUUACUCAUGUUCUAUUUUCAGUUACUGGGAGGGUGCACGAGUGUCAAUUGCUUCAUUCUGGGACGGAGUCGGAAGUGUGUGGCACGGAUAUGAACUGCGCGGAAUCGAGAAUGUUCCGGAGGAAGGACCCGCCCUCUUCAUCUACUACCACGGAUGUCUCCCUCUCGACGUCUACUACCUCAUUUCCAAACUCGUGAUCCACAAGAAGCGUUCCCUUCAUUGCGUUGGAGACAAGUUCAUCUUCAAGAUUCCCGGCUGGCGGCCCCUUUGCAAACUGUUCUCGAUCACUGCCGGAACUGUGGAGGAGUGCACCGAAGAGCUCAAAGAGGGAAAUCUUUUGUGCAUUGCGCCAGGAGGAGUCCGCGAAGCUCUUUUCUCCGAUCCGAACGUAUACGAUAUCCUGUGGGGAAAGCGGCUCGGAUUCGCGAAAGUGAUCAUCGGGAGCAAGACGCCGGUGAUCCCGAUGUUUACCGAAAACUGCCGCGAAUCCUUCCGCACUCCAGAAUGGGGAAGAAGCUUUUUCCGGUGGAUUUAUGAGAAGACCAAGAUUCCGAUAUGCCCGAUUUACGGAGGAUUCCCUGUAAAAAUGAUCACUCAUCUGGGAAAACCGAUUUAUUUCGAUUUCGACACUGUCACUCCUGAAGAGGUGGGAAUAGAGAGGACACGGAAAACUGAAAAAAGUGAAUUGCAGGUCCGUAAAACGGUAAAACGUGAGAUUCGUUCGAUGAUUAAAGAGCAUCAGAGACUGCCGGGAAGUGUGUGGCAGGGGAUCGCGCAGAGAUGGUCUAAGAAGAAGAGUGACGAGCCGGAGCAGGCAGUGAGUAUUGUCAGUUCGGAACGGUGCUCCGCUUCUACCGUAACCGCUCCUAACUGCUUUUGUCCGCCAGUGUCAGUUGAAAAACUUUUUUUCUUCAGGAGCUUUUGCAAAGAAACGGAGCAGGAACGACGAGCCCGAUGUCGGAUUCCGAAGACAUCGUCGUUCUGCACAGAGAUCGGUCAGGCACCGACGACACCGAAGAGACGGAGGAACUCGGCGGCAUCUGA